Messenger RNA from Raphanus sativus (radish), 790 nucleotides. RefSeq lists its product as uncharacterized. The record is from RefSeq and is a predicted model, not a curated record. The coding region runs from base 107 to 619 and encodes 170 amino acids. The transcript is spliced from 2 exons. NCBI's taxonomy places the organism in Eukaryota, Viridiplantae, Streptophyta, Magnoliopsida, Brassicales, Brassicaceae.
AAUAAAUAAAUACUUAGAAAAAUAAAAUUCGAUGCUAAAAAUAGACUUAUAUUAUUAUUGGUGGGUUCGUUUAUAAAAGGAAACAGCCGUCCCAGUUCUUAGCAGCAUGUGUGCUCUUGAGGGCAAAGAAGUUUCUGGUUUGAGACCAUUCAAGAACCCUAAAAGAAGGAGUUCUCGUGGAGGAAGCUUGGCUCUUCCGAUCAACCCGACGUCUUCUUGGGGAUCUUCUCCGACGCAUCUUCCACCGCCGCCUAGCUACUCCCAGCCUCCUCUUCUCCCUCUUCCACACGUCAACAGCUCUCCUCUGCAACACGUCAAAAGCUCUCGACCACGUGUGAACAACUCUAGUCUCCUUUACUCUCUGGCAAGAGCAACAUCUGAAACUUUACCGAGACUCCCUCGAACCGGUUCGGUUCAGGUCCGGACUAACCACAACCAUGAUUUCCCGGAAGGAUUUGAUGGUUAUCCCGGUCCAGCGAUCAUGUUACUAUCUCCUCCGCCGUGUAGUUUGCCCAUGCCUAGGUUUUCGAUCAAACCGAAGCUCAGUUGCAACGCAGAAGCUGCCGGCAAAACUGACGUAGCCACCGAUAUCAUCCGUCGUGUUUUACAGCUACGUUAAGUUAAGGUCGGCGAUGUUACAAUAAAAUAAAGCCCGUGGGCUUGGGUCUGUCUUGUUUUUAAAAGUGAUAGAACUCUCUCCUUUUGUGUGAUUUGCUAAGCCAUAACUUUUUUUAAAAGGCUAUGUUGGCACAAAGUAUAAGCCUUGCCGGAUUACAUUUCUUUCAAGUUA